Molecule: messenger RNA, 1080 nt
Organism: Aspergillus luchuensis
Lineage: Eukaryota; Fungi; Ascomycota; Eurotiomycetes; Eurotiales; Aspergillaceae
Exons: 3
Coding region: 1-1080 (359 amino acids)
Source: RefSeq, a predicted model, not a curated record
AUGCCCUCCCUCGCAUCGAGACAAGUAGCUGUCAUUGUCAGCUUCGCAAUAUUGAAUGCAUUGGCUCUGGUAGCCGUGGGUUUGAGGUUCUACGCUCGAGCCUUCAUACGGAGAAAAAUCCAAGUUCAUGAUAGUCUUACAAUCAUCUCGUUGGUUAUGCUCAUUGGCUACACAACCUGUCUUCUAGUUGCUACAGUCAACGGAGGCGUCGGUACACAGGCUAUAGUAUCUGGGCUUAGCAUCACGAGCGUGUUGAAGACUUUCUUCGCCUCCCAGCUAUUUUGGGCAAUUGGAAUAGCCUGCUUCCGUCUUGCAAUCCCUGACCUCUACAUUCACACCUUCCCAGUUCAAAGGUUUUGUAUCGCGGCAUAUGUACCAGAAGGAACCAUCGUGCCGUAUCUCAUUGGUAGCAUUGCCACCACACUACGUCUCUGUCGCCCAUUAGCAUACUACUGGAAUCCAAGCCUCGAGGGCUCAUGUGACAAUGCAGUGACUGCGGAACUCGCGGCGGCCGUCAUUAAUAUGAUCCUUGAUAUCAUCGCCGUAUUACUGAAAGUACCAGUUAUUUGGAAUUUACAAAUGGCCAUCGACAAAAAGGUAGCUGUCACGGCCACCUUUGGUCUGGGACUAGUUGCCAUUUUGACUGUGGCGGAGAUGGCAGUUGGAAUCAUGGUGGCCUGUGCACCCACCUUUGGCCCGGUCAUUUGUCCUAGCCGCAGAAGACGGUUCGCAGAGCAGGAGCAGGGCCUCAGUGGCAGCAGUCACGCCAGCGGUGGUCGGUGGCCCUUGAAGCGAUCGAGACAGAAUGCUAUUGCUUCUUCUGCGUCUACCCCUGAGCAUCACCCCUACAGACAGUUUACAUCCGUUCACUACGACACGAGUCUAGAAUGCAAAGUGAGAACUCUCGGAGUGGGCUUAUUCGGAACUUCCAUCAGAACACACACCCCAGCAAAGUCUCUAUGUCUGAGCAGGUUGAACAAGCUCAAACAUUGCAACGAUGAUUUAGAAUCGGAAUCCACUGGUGAACAAGCCUGGAGGAACAGCUCUUCAUCAAGCGAUAUUGAAUCAACCAAGCUAUAA